GUUGCUGGGCAAUUGCGUUUUGACUCUUUUCUAUUGAGAUUGGGCAACAUUGUUUCUUUCUGAAUGGUUUUGAUAAUCUCUGGCAACUUUUUGAGAUAAGCCAAUCAGAACGCGAGUAUCGAGUCAUGUGACCUCCGGUGAGGUUCGGAUCAGAAAUUUCAAACAAAUAUGGCGGCCGCUCAGUGUCAGUGGAGUGAAGAGAUGGAGAGACUCCUCAUUUGUUUUUACGCCGAACACCAGUGUUUGUGGAAUGUGAAAGCAAAGGCAUACAGGAACAGAGACCUGAAGAAAAAGGCUUUUGAAGAGCUCUGCCAGCAACUCUCAAAUGAGCAACAAGUUGUCAGUGAGGAAGACGUGAAGAAGUUGUUUAAAAAUUUGAGAACAGUUUUCAUGAGGGAGCAUGGAAUGGUAUCGGAUAGCAGCAGGUCUGGGGCUGGCACCACUGAAGUUUAUGUUCCAAAAUGGAAACACUUCCAAAGUUUGAUGUUUCUCCAUGACUCCUGCAUACCUGAUGAAAGUUCAGACAACAUGGAUAAACCAGAGUCAGAGCCAUCUUCUUCAGCAUCCUCCCAAACCCCAGACAAUACCACACCUCUAUCUCCUCAACCUCAGCCUUCAGAGACCCCAACAAAGAAAAAAACAGACAAAAAAGCUAAGGAAAACAAGGCUGUUGAAGCAAUGGACUAUGCACUUGACUUCUUGAAAAGAAAAGCCACCUCUCCACAUACAAGUUUUUUCCAAUACCUUGAGACCAUUCUAGAGGGCCUGCCGGAAAACAAGGUAAAAAGGCUGAAGAGGGAAAUAAUUAACAUGGCACUCAGUGCAGAAGAGGAAGAGUAAACACUUGUUACGAUUGUUGUUGUUGGACAUUAUCAUUC
Molecule: messenger RNA, 878 nt
Organism: Neoarius graeffei (lesser salmon catfish)
Lineage: Eukaryota; Metazoa; Chordata; Actinopteri; Siluriformes; Ariidae
Exons: 3
Coding region: 169-840 (223 amino acids)
Source: RefSeq, a predicted model, not a curated record